Molecule: messenger RNA, 993 nt
Organism: Paracoccidioides lutzii Pb01
Product: malate dehydrogenase
Exons: 8
Coding region: 1-993 (330 amino acids)
Biological process (GO): carboxylic acid metabolic process; tricarboxylic acid cycle
Cellular component (GO): cytoplasm
Molecular function (GO): L-malate dehydrogenase (NAD+) activity
Source: RefSeq, a predicted model, not a curated record
AUGGUCAAAGCAGUUGUUCUCGGUGCUUCCGGUGGCAUUGGCCAGCCGCUCUCCCUCCUCCUGAAAGCUAGUCCUCUCGUAGACGAGCUCGCUCUUUACGAUGUCGUCAAUACCCCAGGCGUUGCUGCUGACCUCUCCCACAUCUCCACCGUUGCUACUAUCAAGGGAUAUCUCCCCGACAACGACGGCCUCAAGAAUGCCCUCACUGGCGCUGAUAUCAUUGUCAUCCCUGCCGGAAUUCCCCGUAAGCCUGGCAUGACCCGUGAUGACCUUUUUAAAGUCAACGCCGGCAUCGUCCAGACUCUAGUCAAGGGCAUCGCAGAAUUUAGCCCCAAGGCCUUCAUCCUCGUCAUCUCUAACCCCGUCAACUCCACCGUCCCCAUUGCUGCUGAGGUUCUCAAAACCGCCGGAGUUUUCGACCCCAAGCGCCUCUUUGGCGUCACCACCCUCGACGUCGUUCGUGCCGAGACUUUUACCCAAGAGUUCACUGGCCAGAAGGACCCGUCCAAGGCCUCCAUCCCCGUCAUCGGCGGUCACUCAGGUGAAACCAUUGUGCCUCUUUUCAGCCAGGCCAAGCCUCCUGUCACCAUUCCCGCUGAUAGAUACGAUAGCCUUGUAAAUCGCGUCCAGUUCGGUGGUGAUGAGGUUGUCAAGGCUAAGGACGGAGCUGGUUCUGCCACGCUGUCCAUGGCUUAUGCUGGAUUCCGCUUCGCUGAGAGCGUCAUCAAAGCCUCUAAGGGGGAGAAGGGCAUCGUUGAACCAACCUAUAUUUACCUCUCCGGUGUCGACGGAGGCGAAGCCAUCAAGAGGGAAGUUGGCUUGGACUUCUUCUCCAUCCCCGUUGAGCUCGGCACAUCCGGUGCGGAGAAGGCCCAUAACAUCCUAGGCGGAAUCACGGAACAGGAGAAGAAGCUCCUCGAAGCCUGCACCAAGGGUCUGAAAGGAAACAUUGAAAAGGGCAUCGAAUUUGCUAAGAACCCACCUCCAAAGUAA